Molecule: messenger RNA, 1420 nt
Organism: Mytilus trossulus (common blue mussel)
Lineage: Eukaryota; Metazoa; Mollusca; Bivalvia; Mytilida; Mytilidae
Exons: 5
Coding region: 9-1322 (437 amino acids)
Molecular function (GO): zinc ion binding
Source: RefSeq, a predicted model, not a curated record
UAAACAACAUGGCCGAUAAGGAAGUGAAAGGAGACGACAGCAGUCGAGAUUUGACUAUAUUGCCGGAUUUGACGUUUGGUUUUGUGGAAUCUUCCGUUAAAAGCAGUUCAAAGAGUCUAGGGGUUAAAGAAAUGUCAAAAGGAUAUAAAUAUUUUGCUGAGAAAUACGUAACAAACAUUACUAUUCACAAAGUAGAUAAAGGUGGUUUAGUGAGAGGAAAAUGCCAAAGAUCUCAUAGAAAAAAUGAGUCUGCACAUGAUGUUGAGGUUGUUAUUGUAGAAGGUCCUAUCCUUGAAAGCAGUACAUGCUCUUGUGCCAUAGGGAAGUUAGGGACUUGUGGACAUGUCACAGGCCUGCUUUACAGCCUAGCUCACAUGAAAUCAUGUAACAUGAAAACAAUUCCAUGUGAUAUUCUAAAAACAUCUCUGCCCCAGACUUGGCAUAUGCCCCGUGGUGAAAAAAUUGGUGGAAAUAAGGCUGAUGAGUUAGUUGUAUUUGGUUAUAACACCCAAUCACCUCAACAGCAACCACGUGGUCUACGUUCAACAAUGUAUAAUCCCAUCAACUCACCACUACCAAAUGUUUCUGAGCUUUGCCAAAGUCUGUCACAGAUUGACAAGACAUGUUUACUAUUGUCUGUAAUAGAUUUAGAGAGUGCACCUGUUAUUGUUAAUACCAAGUUUGGUAAAUUUCAAAAAGGAUCACCAGUGGCAGUGCAACAAAAACUUUAUAACCAUUAUGUUCUCAACAUAUUGGAUGCACCUGAAUAUCCAAGUUUGCCUGUUGUCAAUUUCAUGAAAAAUACUGUGUGCACAGUUCUUGAUGAAAAGAAAAGUUUGGCAUUGAAUUCUGUCAUAGUUACUAGCGAAGAUAGCAUUCACAUAGAAGAAAUGACCAGACUUCAGACAAAUGAACCAAAAUGGCACAAGAUUAGAAAGGAUAGACUCACUGCAUCUGUUGCUGGAGACAUUGUUAAGAGAAAAGCAGAUAAUGAACCAUUGGUUGCUAGAUUGAAGACUACCAGAAAAGUAGUAACUGAGAGCAUGCGUCAUGGUUUGUCAUUUGAAAGUGUAGCUGCUGCUGCUUUCGUUAAGCUACACGAUGAGAAUGUAAAUGUAUACCCAUGUGGCAUCAUAGUAAGUCCAUACUCUCCAUGGUUAGCUGCAAGUCCAGACCGUAAAGUGUAUCAUCCCUCUAGGAUACCACAGUUUGGCCUGUUGGAAAUUAAAUGCCCAGUGAAAGUAUAUCAGAAUGUAUGUAUCUCACAGGCAGCGUUGAAGAUAGAAAACUUAAACAGAAUCACAAUUAUUUUUACCAAGUGAUGAUGCAGUUGGCAGUUACAGGAUUAAAAUGGUGCUAUUUCUACGUAUGGCGUUUAGAGGAAUACCAUGAAGAAAUUAUUGAGUUUGAUGAAGAUGUA